AUGAUCGAGCCGAAUGAGGUAUGCCUCAAGUCUACAGGCCUAGAAACCAAGCACAACAAAACAAAGGAUGCACGGUCAGGGAUUUGUUGCCAAACAGCUUUUUUCAUGACACCAUUUGGUGUAGUUGUCUUGGAGCCACUGCAAAGAAUAUUCUGUUUGGAUUUCCAAAAUCGAACUCCACAAAGCAUCCAGAAUAACUUGCAGGUCCAUCACGUGAAGCAAAUCUACGGCGAUACCUGGCCGGUACAAGUACAAAGGGGAGAUCUCAGGAAAAAGAUCCUGACAGGCCCACGCGUUGGAGAAAAUCCUGGCAGAUCUGUCACCUCCAACCUGCCAUUGAUCCGGACAAGCUCAGCUUUGGUGGCCGUGUACAACUGGGACAUCAUCUACAAAAGAACAAGCUGAACAAUAAGGACAGCAGAACUUCCUUCCAUGAUGCCAGCUUCCUUGGCCAACCGGACACGUGUCAAAACAUGUCAAAACCACACGUAGGCCUCCAGACUAGAUCGAGCUCUGGUUCUCUUCAAGCUGAACAUUUGGUGGAUCCAGGCUUGGUCACCAACCUUGAGCCAAAGGUGCGCCAGCCUUGACGCGCCAACGCAGGGUAGUUGAUCGAGACAUUGUCCAUCCGGAUCCCUAGGCCGCCAUACUCCGUCACCUUACUAUAGCUCUGGAAUCUAGAAAGCUAGGAAAGCCGAGCGUUCAUGCAAAGUGUUUUGACGUUCCAAGGCACCCAUAGCUUGGCACGACCAGAGGACGCACUUCAGCAAGGUCUCUUUGCAGUCUGCCAACGCAGUGCUUCCAGAACCCCCCUCAUGAAACAGUCCUUCCGGUGUACUGGGUGUUCCUCAUUGCUAUCCUUGGCAGGGCUUCAAGCUGGACGCCUAGUACCGCCUGGACAGCAAGUUCCACCUGAAAAUCAAAUGACCCCAGAGGCAGAGCAGGUAGGAGCUCUAGACCAGAAGCAAAGCGAAGCCAAAAAGCGGAGGUAGCGCCACAGCUUUCCUCCAUCUAAUUCUACGCCCAAAAGCAGGUUCGUCGCCCAAGCAAAAAUAGGCUUGAGAGGCCAGAGG
Molecule: messenger RNA, 1073 nt
Organism: Durusdinium trenchii
Lineage: Eukaryota; Dinophyceae; Suessiales; Symbiodiniaceae
Source: the annotation of a GenBank genome assembly